This is a messenger RNA of Caenorhabditis angaria, 1053 nucleotides long. The record is from the annotation of a GenBank genome assembly. Lineage: Eukaryota; Metazoa; Nematoda; Chromadorea; Rhabditida; Rhabditidae.
AUGGGAGAUAAUUGGGAUGAUGAUGAUUUCGAAGUUGCCGAAGUUUCGACUUUCAAAGAUUCCGAACCAGCAGCAAUUCAAAUAACCGAUGAAAAACCAAAAGCGGCGGCUGCUCCCAAAAAAGCUGAACCAAAGAAAGCUCCAACAUUUGCAAUGGAAAGUUUGGGAAGAGAAUUGACAUCGGCUGAAAAGGAAGCAAUGCAAAAGAAGAAUGAUUUAGCAUUGGCAAGAGAUAUGUUUGGAGAUGAUGGUGGAGGUUAGUUUAAGUUAUUCGAAGAAAUAGGAAAAAAAAUUAUCGCCUCUAAGAUUGUUAACAAGUUUACGGCAGAUAAUUAUGAACCUGAAAUAUAGUGCUGUAAAUUAUUUUUUAUUUUCUCAUUGUAAAACUUCUAACGAGUGACGUAAAAACAAUUUGGAUGAUCAGUUUAACAAGUCUUUUAAAACAUGAUUAAAAAACUGUUUUCUCUAGAAUUUUUGAAAAUAGUUUUUUUUUCUAAAUUAUCAACAUUUUCAGACGAUGAAAGUUCAUCUUAUGCCAAUAUUUCAUCAAAAGAAGAAUUUGAAUAUUGGGGAGAACGUGUUGGUGGAUUUUUGGCAACAAGAAGCAAAGCUGGAAAUUAUGGAUCUAUGAUUGGAAAAUUGAUGGUUUCUAUCACUGAAAAUUGUGAGUUUUAAAAUUUAAAUUCAAUAGGUUUUUGUUUAAAAAAAAUAUUCCAGUGACUGUUGCUGAAAUUCAAAAAAUCAGCACAUUAUUGACUCAAAUUAGUACAUCGAAGAAAAACCGAAGAGAAAAAACAAAAGGCUGCAGCACCUGCAACAACAGCAGCCGCGAAGAAAAAUCAGAAAAAAGCAACACUCAAAGUAUCGAAAGCGACCAACAAUGUUUAUGAUGAUUAUGGAGGUGGAGCUGACGGUAUGUUUUUCCUUUUUUUUUUGAAACUAUGAAAAUUUUACGCUUCUUGAUGUUAAAGGGAACAUUCACAUUGCGUUUCUAUUUUUUUCUUUCAAAAAUCAAUAUUUUCAGAUUACGACGACUACGAUGAUUUCAUGUAA